This is a messenger RNA of Drosophila biarmipes, 780 nucleotides long. RefSeq lists its product as uncharacterized. The transcript has 2 exons. Bases 38 to 592 code for a protein of 184 amino acids. Lineage: Eukaryota; Metazoa; Arthropoda; Insecta; Diptera; Drosophilidae. The record is from RefSeq and is a predicted model, not a curated record.
GCGAUUACGGAUUUGAUUUGAAAACCAAAGCGACGCGAUGGAUCCCACCGAGAGUCCAGGAAAGCCCCAAAAAUCCUAUGUGCGCCGCUCUGCGCUGUUUGAAAAUGUGGCCAACGUGACCGCCGGUGACAUGUCCUGCAGUGACGUGUCCGACAUCGAGCUGCAGGACGUUCCCGCCACCUUGGAGGCCACCCUCAAACCCAAGCAAUACGAGGCCAGCACUUUGUUCAACAUCGACCUGGACGAAAUCUGGGGACCCAGCACGCAGGAGGACGAGGUGCAGCAGUACAAGAAGCGCGCCCAGGUGGAGCAGCAGAAGUUCGUGGACUUCGUGAUGCAGGCGUACCUGGACAUGGAUAGCCAGAAGGUGAGCUACCAGCCCAGCAAGGAGCAGCAGCGCUACCUCGACCAGGGUCCCAACUUGCAGAACUUCGUGCGAGGCUCCCUGGCCUUCACAAAUGCCGCCAUCCGUUUUCAGGCCGAGCACGAGGACAUGAUGGAGCUGCAGAGCAACCUGGAGGAUCAGUACCAGUUCAUGCGCAACACCAUGAUCAACAAUGCCAUUCACCAGAACCUGGCGGGCUCACGAUGAUGGCGCAGUUACUAUAGUGGAGGGUUUGCCAUCCAUGGAGCUAUCUAUGUACAUAGUUUUAAGUUAAAGCCAACUAAUUUAAGUUAAAAAGUGGUAAUUCUUGCCCUACCGAACUAUAUCUAUAUCCAUAUUGUCUAUGGAUGAACCUCGUAUUUCUAAAGUUACUAUUAAACAAUUGAAAUAUCAAA